Molecule: messenger RNA, 5964 nt
Organism: Carcharodon carcharias (great white shark)
Lineage: Eukaryota; Metazoa; Chordata; Chondrichthyes; Lamniformes; Lamnidae
Product: protein HEG-like
Exons: 12
Coding region: 445-2292 (615 amino acids)
Molecular function (GO): calcium ion binding
Source: RefSeq, a predicted model, not a curated record
AUGUGUAUACACGCACGUCUGGGAUGAUGGCUGUAAUUCCCUCUGUGUAGAAAGAUGCUGCGGAGCGAAGUUUGUAAAUAAGGUGAGCGAUAGGAUACCCGCGCAAGGAAGAGUGCUGGCUAAUAUAUUGUCAUUUCUUCUGUCAAACACGAGCCACGCAUCCAGAGGAGCAGCAGCAUUUGCAGGCGGUGCGCCUUUAAGGCCGGCGAGAGGGUGGAGUCUGAUGCGCUGCAACCGCUACAUCUGUUGAAAGUGACCAGAGCCGGAGUUUGUUCAACACCUGUACAGUACCCAGUGACUGCGGCUCCCUGAGAGGCCCAUUCAGCUUCGUGCAGAUCUCGUUGAAGACGAGAAGAAGCAGCAGCAACAGCAGCAGCAGUAUCGACUGGAUAAGGAGUCUGCUACAUUUUUAUUUGCUCUCCCUUAGGCUGAAUUGUAGCCAGGAUGGCGAUGACACACGGCGUCACAUUGACUUUCCUUCUCUCUCUUAUCUGCUACAUUGCAGUUCAAGCCGAGAACGGCAGCAUUACAACCACGGAAGGAACAAAUACCACAGAACUGACUCCUGUGACGCCCAUGUCAUCAAAUUCCACCACAGCAUUGGGAUUAUCGACACUUCAGACAACUGCGCUAAUAUCUACUUCAAAACAAAAUGUGCCCAAUGAAAGCACUACUUCAACAUCCACUUCUGGCCCUGAGGGAGCUUCGGUGCCAUCCACUGUUAUGGUAUCCAAUACAAGCCUUUCAACAAGCACCCUACAUAUUUCAAUGCCCAAUGUAACAUCCUCUUCCACUGAUGAAUAUGUGAGUACAACUGAAAUGCAAACCACUCUUUCAAAUGUAACAUUUAUUACCACAAGUUCACCUGUAAAUAUGACAAAUACAAUAUCAGAGGCUCCAACUAUUCAAACGGCAGCCACAUCUGAGAUGCCAACAAACACUACAGCUAAUGUCACCCAAACCUCAACACUGGAACACACAACCAUCGCUCCGACACAUUAUAAUUCAUCAGCCAGUAUAUCGGCUACAGGUGGACAUAUGAAUUUUACAGUGUCAACAGUAGAUUCCGCAAAUGGAACAUCUAUAGCGGUUACACCAAACAUUACAUCAACCAGCAUACCUGCAACCAUUGAAACCAGUGUAAAUGCUACAGUGCCAGUGACUACUACAGUGCCAAUGAAUGCUACAAGUGAGGCGAUGACUCAGGGUACAGAAGUUUCGAAUUCUACUUGGUCCACAGCACAGACCUCGGCAACACAAUCUGCAGAUCACUGCGCAAUCGUAACCUGUCCUCCAAGCAGUAAAUGUGUGAAUCUUUUUGUGUCGUAUAAGUGUCAAUGUCUCCCUGGGCUCUUCGAAGAAGCAAAUAACUGUGUAACAGCGAGGAUCUUCCCUGGAAUCUUGCACUUAAAAAAUAUCACUUUUACGGAUGACAUGAAAGAAAUAAACUCGAAGGCGUUUUAUGACAUUGCAACAGGCAUAGAGAAAGAGAUGAAGAGUUUCUUCAAAGAUGACAAUUCCUACUACAAAUCUAUUGUUCGGAAGCUUGGAAAAGGGAGUGUCAAAGCCUUUGUUGACAACAUUUUUGCACAUUCUUCCAAAGCAACACUGGAAUCUGUCGACGCAAGUGUCAAAAAUGGCAUCAAAAAUUGUUCAUCCUGUACUCUAGUAUCACGUUCAGACUCUUAUGGUGGUGAAAACAUAUGCAGUCUGAAUCCUUGUGAUGACAGCACCUCUCGAUGUGAAGCAAACAAUGGCAUUGCUAUCUGCAACUGCCUGCCUGGCUACUUCAAGUUCCUUUCUUCUGAUCGAAGCUGCAAAGCUUGUCUAAGUGGAUUUAAGCUUGAAAAUGGAAGUUGUGUGAAGUGUCCAUUUGGUUAUGGAGGAUUUAACUGUGAUAAUUCAUAUUUACUGGCAGUCGUGGUGAUCUCCUGUGUACUGGGUGGUGUCCUCAUCAUUCUGUUGUUGGCCUUAAUCACAACAUGUCUCAGGUCCAGGAAUGGUUCGUGUAGUUCCUCAUCCGGGUCUCACGAUUAUGUAAUGUGGCCCAAAUCUGAGAUGCCGAAGAUUCCUCGUGCCACCAUGCACUGGGAUGGCAAUCAGCUUGAAAUGCAGGAGAACGGAAGCACCAGCAGUUUAAACGAUAUUCAUCGGGAUGGUGGGAGAACGCCUGAGAAGAAUGAUGACCUGAAGACCUUUAAAGGGAAGCAGCAGUCCCGUUAUACCUAUCUCUGCCAGGGUCAAGAGAAUCCAUAUUAUGUCAGUGACGAAAAGAAGCCUGAAUACUUGUAAAAUGAGCAGAAUUGAUUUUGGAGGGAGGAGCAGAUGCUUCUGGAGCAAUUGAAAACAGCCUGACAUUCUUUGUGCCUGUGUGCAUGUUGCAUAGCAAGCAUAAAGGGAAAAAGGGGGAAAAAAUUGAAUUUUGUAAAUUUUUAAGCCAAAUCCUUGGGAAAUAUUUCUAUAGUGAGACAAAUAUGAAACAAAACAUUCAGUUUAUUAUCUCCUAAGCCAAGAAUGGAAUUCUUAUCUCCUGGCCACUAAAAUAUCAGAUGGGAGACUCUGAUUUCCAGUGUUGGCCUAUUGGGACAUCAUCUUUGCCUCUUCUCCCACCACCGUAACAAAAUAGACAGAUUAGUAUUCUAAAUAUAACCACAUGAAGCAGGGAAGGGUACAAGAACCUAGUAAAAUUCUGUGGCUCAUCACAAUUAUUUUGAUACCAACUUGGAGAGGGCAGGGAAUGGUGGCAGGUGUAAGGGCUGGUUGGUGGUUGGAUGGUGGAGACUUACUAUGCUUGGUACCAAGAAUUUCCUUUUUUUGGGUGUUGAAUAUUCAUUUUGCAAUUGUUUUUGUCUUAACUUACUGAUUCAAUACAUUAUUUCCAAACAAUAAUAUCAAAACACGAAGGUUGCUCCUUCAUCAGGCAACAAAUACAUUCAGUGUUGAGCACAAUACUGCAGAUGGUUGCAGUAGGGGGCAAUGUUCUUUCGUAGUGCUGUAAACAGCAUCAGGGAUCUGCACCUGACCACUCCAUUACAAGGAUUCCUUAUAAAUAAAAUGUUAAAUUAGCAAUUUAUUUUAAGUUUCAAGUUAUCUUUUAAAAUGUCAACAUCCCUUGUAGUGACAGCAAAAUUAUAGCAUUUUAACCUUUGUUUGAAUGUAUUUAAACCGGUGGAGAGUUAUGUUUGCCCAGCCACAUCGCUGUGUGUUUCUUCUUUAGUAUGGCAUAGGUGUAUAUUUCUCUUGUUGUGUUUUAAUGGAUGUUUAUUACCAGCUCUUUUUAUAUUGCGCUGCUGUCUUUGGAUGGGCUGGGAUGAGCAAAGCAAUGUGACGUGGCUUUCCUUUUUUAAAAAAAAUCCUUUUUAACCUAGCAAAGUAAAGGAAAAUUGAAGAAAAUCUUAUCCUUUAUGACUAAAAGGCUGGUUAGUAGAUAAUAGGAAAUGACUAAUAUGCGACUUAAAAUGGCAGAAGGAAACAGCCUGUGGAAUGCCAAUUUUAAUGCAGUCUGGUCACCAGCCAGCUAAGGAGAACAUGUUUCCACCAAAAAAAAUUAAAUCUUUUAAAAAAAAAAAAAUUUUGCACAUUUUAAUGAUUAUGUGGAUGUAAAUUGUAAAUACACUGGGAGAUACCUAGACUCCAAGAUGUAUAUUUAGUUUUUUUCAUUUGAAUCUGCAAUUUGUUUAAAGUCCUCAGUUUCUUGAUUUUUAGAUUCUUAAUUUUUUUUCUUCAGUGAAGACUUUCAACGUUUGGCAAUUUAAACAUAAAUAAUUUUUUCAAGCGAAAGGUUGUGGAAUGUUUUGCAAAUAAACCAACUCUCUGAUUUAUUUUUUUCCUAAAUUAAACUUCUGUUAAUGGUUAUAUUGAUUUCUAACUCGCUGAAAAUUUAAUGUAAACUCAAUGGCUUGCACUGCAAGAAAUGCCAACUAUUAACUGUUCUCCAGUAAAAUUUAGUUUGUCCUGUUCUUGGAAGCUGCUUUAAUAUUGCACUCUGUGUCUUGGCUGAUCAGCCUAACUGCUGCUCUGCCUUAUUGACAUUUGUAAUGUGUGGCUGUUCUUCCUGUAAACUGGCUGCACUGUGGAAGCAUUUGCAGACUGGCCAUGACAUUUUUGCUAGCGCGCAUGGUAUGGAUUAAGUGACCUCAUGACCAAGAAUAGUGAUGCGCGCGCACGAUGUUGACACCAUGGUGCACAGUUACCACUGGGACAGCAUUUUUACUGGCCCAGAGAGACUGGCUGCAGCCAAGCAGACCCUUUUUUUUAAGAAGAGGUCUUUCAGGCUGCCAGCCUUAAAUCGGUAGAUUUAGUUUAUUAUAGUAGCCAACUGCACAAGGCUUGAGUUACAGCUCCUGGUAGCUCAAGACCGAUAUGAAAUGUAUCUCUGGAUAGUUGUUUGGUGGGAUUUUGGGUUUUGUGCACCGUUUCUAUCUCUGACCUGAAAGAAUAGUUACAAAAUGAUGAGCACUAGUAGCACUUAACUGUUCAGUGGUAGGAGGUGUUGUGUCAAAGCAUUAUUGAACAGUGAAGCUCAAUAACCUCUCCAGUUUGCAGCUUAUAGGAAGUAACUCCAAAGAUUAGAGUAUAAGUAAAGCACACAAAUGUUGGUUUGUCCUUGGGGACUUUAUAUUCUAAAUCCAAAUGUUGGCAUCUCCUAUUUUUGCUGAAUAGAUGUAGACCAAGUUUCCUUAGAGCCGUUCUCAAAAUGGUUAGUCUCUCCGUACAAUAUUCGAGUGUCUUAUUUAAUUGUAUAGCUUAAACUUCAAAGCAUGUUUAUGGAAACACUUACAGCUUGUGCAUGUAAAAACUUUUGUUUCUAGAUCAAAAUGGAACAGUCUAUAAAUAGCGAAGAUGUGACUAUUUUUCCCCUAUACAAAUGAUAUAUUUUUGCAACGCACAGAAUGAAUAUCAGAAAUGCAAAUUAAGUUUACUGAACAGAAAUGUUCUCCAGCUUUCAAUACACAAGUAGAUUAAGUGCUUUCUUUCGUUUGUCGUUUUCUGCUUCGUUUCAUUCCUUGUCGUUUUCUGCUUCGUUUCAUUCUGUUAUGCACUUUGCCUUGUGUUCUGCCAAUAAAUACAGUCAAGCUUUCAUUUUUUGCCAACAUGGUAAGAGUUGAUGCCAUGUGGAAUGAGAGUGUAUGUUUGAGGGAGGGGAUAAAGUGGGGGAAAUUGGAAGUAGCUCAUAGACUGGUGCAUAAAGCAGUUACCAUAGGCUCAUGAAAUGUAUAUUUAAUCAUAUGUUAUAGGUUUUUGUGGAUAUUGAUAUUUUAUGGUACAUGGUUCUGAAUGCUGUAGAGAUAUUUUUUGACCUUUAGCACCCUGCUGAAAGACCUACAAUGAAUUAGGUUGCAAUUUUUUUUUUGGAGUAUUUUUUGGGGGAGAACUGUGUAAAGGGAAAGGAGGGGACUCCAAUUAAGUUGUGAUUAACAUAGAAUAUUUGUAAAUAAGAGACUGGAUUUAGUUUCGCAAUGUGGUUUCCAACUUAGAUAUCACUUGUGCACAAAAUGGAACCAAAACUCAAACGAAAGAACCCUUCAGAGAUGGCAUAGUUUCUAUACUAGUUCCAAAAAACAUACAUAAGAGAGACACUUCCAUUUUCCCAAUGAACCUGCUUUGUAGAUAUCAUUUGUGUCUGUGUUCUGUUAAGUUUCAGCAAAUGUGUAAUGGAAAGUGUACUUCUAGGAGCUUCCAUUGCUCAAAGGAUUUAAUUUGCUGCUCUUGCAUGUAAUAAAAUUGGCCAAAGUUGCGUUCUCCAUCUGGAUUGACGGUUUUGCUUGUACCUUUUUGUACAUUGUAGUUUGUGAUACUUGUAAAACAAUUUAAUGCCAAAUAGGAGUAAAAUCAUGAGAAUUUCAAGUAACUUUGUUAAAAUCACUGGUAUUGUAAUUUGGAUAUGUUUUUCUAUUGAUCACCAUUGUAUAAUUUAAAAAUGUUUAAAUUGAAAUAAAGAAAUUCUUUCCAGUUUCUCUCUUA